This is a messenger RNA of Schistocerca cancellata (South American locust), 1308 nucleotides long. RefSeq names its product G2/mitotic-specific cyclin-B3-like. NCBI's taxonomy places the organism in Eukaryota, Metazoa, Arthropoda, Insecta, Orthoptera, Acrididae. Gene Ontology annotation, molecular function: acyl-[acyl-carrier-protein]-UDP-N-acetylglucosamine O-acyltransferase activity. Bases 1 to 1308 code for a protein of 435 amino acids. Gene Ontology annotation, biological process: lipid biosynthetic process. The record is from RefSeq and is a predicted model, not a curated record. The transcript has 3 exons.
AUGGCGUGCAGCCUUCGCAUGGAGUGCAGCCUUCGCAUGGAGUGCAGCCUUCGCAUGGAGUGCAGCCAUCGCAAGGAGUGCAGCCUUCGCAAGGAGUGCAGCCUUCGCAAGGAGUGCAGCCUUCGCAAGGAGUGCAGCCUUCACAAGGAGUGCAGCCUUCGCAAGGAGUGCAGCCUUCGCAAGGAGUGCAGCCUUCGCAAGGAGUGCAGCCUUCGCAAAGAGUGCAGCCUUCGCAAGGAGUGCAGCCUUCGCAAGGAGUGCAGCCUUCGCAAGGAGUGCAGCCUUCGCACGGAGUGCAGCCUUCGCAAGGAGUGCAGCCUUCGCAAGGAGUGCAGCCUUCGCAAGGACCUUCGCAAGGAGUGCAGCCUUCGCAAGGAGUGCAGCCUUCGCAAGGAGUGCAGCCUUCGCAAGGAGUGCAGCCUUCGCAAGGAGUGCAGCCUUCGCAAGGAGUGCAGCCUUCGCAAGGAGUGCAGCCUUCGCAAGGAGUGCAGCCUUUGCAAGGAGUGCAGCCUUCGCAAGGAGUGCAGCCUUCGCAAAGAGUGCAGCCUUCACAAGGAGUGCAGCCUUCGCACGGAGUGCAGCCUUCGCAAGGAGUGCAGCCUUCGCAAGGAGUGCAGCCUUCGCAAGGACCUUCGCAAGGAGUGCAGCCUUCGCAAGGAGUGCAGCCUUCGCAAGGAGUGCAGCCUUCGCAAGGAGUGCAGCCUUCGCAAGGGGUGCAGCCUUCGCAAGGAGUGCAGCCUUCGCAAGGAGUGCAGCCUUCGUAAGGUGUGCAGCCUUCGCAAGGAGUGCAGCCUUCGCAAGGAGUGCAGCCUAAGCAAGGAGUGCACCCUUCGCAAGGAGUGCAGCCUUCGCAAGGAGUGCAGCCGUCGCAAGGAGUGCAGCCUUCGCAAGGAGUGCAGCCUUCGCAAGGAGUGCAGACUUCGCAAGGAUUGCAGCCUUCGCAAGGUGUGCAGCCUUCGCAAGGAGUGCAGCCUUCGCAAGGAGUGCAGCCUUCGCAAGGAGUGCAGCCUUCGCAAGGAGUGCUGCCUUCGCAAGGAGUGCUGCCUCCGCAAGGAGUGCUGCCUCCGCAAGGAGUGCUGCCUUCGCAAGGAGUGCUGCCUUCGCAAGGAUUGCAGCCUUCGCAAGGUGUGCAGCCUUCGCAAGCAGUGCAGCCUUCGCAAGGAGUGCAGCCUUCGCAAGGAGUGCAGCCUUCGCAAGGAGUGCAGACUUCGCAAGGAUUGCAGCCUUCGCAAGGUGUGCAGCCUUCGCAAGGAGUGCUGCCUUCGCGCGGAGUGCUGCCUUCGCACAGAGUGCAGCCUUCGCACGUAG